Messenger RNA from Stylophora pistillata, 2073 nucleotides. RefSeq lists its product as uncharacterized. The record is from RefSeq and is a predicted model, not a curated record. NCBI's taxonomy places the organism in Eukaryota, Metazoa, Cnidaria, Anthozoa, Scleractinia, Pocilloporidae. Gene Ontology annotation, cellular component: nucleus. Gene Ontology annotation, biological process: base-excision repair; single strand break repair. Gene Ontology annotation, molecular function: damaged DNA binding.
AUGGCGCCUGUAGCGUUUGCGUUUGUUGUUCGCUUCAGCACUGAGGAUGCGAUAUUUAAAGCUGAAAAUUUAUGCAAAGGAAAGACAGAUGCCACGAGCGCUUGGAAAUGCGCAAGAGAAGACACGAAUUGUGGUCGCAUGGAAGCUGAAUUCCAGCUCGAAAAGGCAUCUUACAUCAGCCACAUCGACAUUGGCAACUGUGGUUCUGCCUUUAUUGAAAUUUUGGUUGGAAACUCAAUGUGGCCUCAAGAUAAGCCUUUUUUAACUUUAUUACCUUCUGCCAUGCUGAUGACUCCUGCUGAGUGUAAACAAUGGACAAAGACACACGCUGUUAGAAUGCUUAACCCCAAUUCCUUUUCAAAGCAAGCCUUAGGAAGUCAGUGGGAUCGUAUAAGAGUUACUUGCCGACAACCUUUCAGAUCUGACAAGCAAUUUGGGUUGUCAUUCAUAAAGGUAACCUCAGUAGAGGGUGAACCCCCAUCAUCCACUCCUGGUGGUUUGUCUGGUAAAACAGCUACCUUCGGGAAACCUUCACACAAUACAGAUGAUGAUGAUGGUAUAAUGAGGUUAAAGAAGGCAUCAGGCCUCAUGGGUUGUCUUAGGAGUUUAGAAAAAGGAAGCCCUGUGAGUCCACUUAACAGGGCAGGAAAAAUGUUACAGGCUGCUCUUGACAACAGAUCUCCCACAACUCCAAGGAUCAAACCUGGGGACAAAAGGUCACUGUGUGAGUUAUCACCAGAAUUUGCAUCCAGUCCUGAAAGUCCUUACAGUCAAAGAAACUGGCGCAGUGAUGUAACAAAUUUAAAGACAAAAAAGCAAGAGAGGACAUGGAGCCUUGCUGGGGAUAUUCGUGAUGAAGUGGAGUUAUUUCUUGAAGAUAUUGACUUCACAAAACUUGAUCUUGACAGUGUUUCAUUUAAAGACUUGAAGAGCCAAAUGGAGGCACAGAGGGGUUGUUCUCUAACCAGCCUAGAGAAAAAGAUUUUUCUUCAGAUGAUAAAGGCUACUAUUGAGAAACUACAACCAACUUCCUAUGACAGCGACAGUGAUCUAGAGGACGUUCUGGAAUUGUCCACAAACAAUAAUACAGGUCCAAAUCUUCAAAUCGGCAAACAGCUCAGUGAAGAACAGAGGAAGUCCAAGGAAAGUCUUUACAGUACUGCAAAAUCUACUUCAGAAGAGAAAUCACCCGCAACUAAAAACCAAAGUCAGUCUCCAGAUUUGAUAUCAGCUGUAUCUGUAUCUGAACACAAAAGCCAUAGAAGUAAGAAGCAGCUAAUUCUUCCUGAUGACAUAUUUGAGGUGGACAUCCCAUCAUCUUCUUCAAGGUUUCUUGAGGAUGACACAGAAGAACUCCCAUCAAUGUUAGAUUCUUCUGCUGAUAAGCCACCAAAACAAGAGCUUUUCCACUGUGGUGACUAUGGAUUGUUGCCAUCAUCUGCUAAGAAGACAUCAUCAGAAUCUCUGGUGGAAUGCCCGAUCUGUAGCAUGUUCUUUCCAUCAACAAGGAUUGAAAUUCAUGCAGCUUUGUGCAAUAAUGAAACAGGUGUUCCUCAAAAUAAUGCUACCCUUGAAGAUGACCGUAUUCCAUGUCCAAUAUGUUCCAAAUUUUUUCCUCUGGCUCAGAUUGAACAACAUGCUGAUGUUUGUGUAGAGACAAACAGUUGCAAUCAUGGUAGCAAACACAUGGGGAGAGAAGUAGUUUCUAGCUUGAACUAGGUCAGGGGAUUUAUUAAAAGGUAAAAAAUGAAUAAUUAAAUUUAUUUUUAUUACGAUAUAAAUUUGUAUGCACAUGAGAUAUCAUUAAUAUUCAUUUCACAGUUGAUUAAAAAAAUGUCUUUCAAAGAUAACGGUCAAUUUACUUUGUUUUUAAAAUACUCUGUUUGAGAUUGAUCUAAACAGGUGAUCUUUGAAACCUGUACAUAUCAGGAGAAAAGUUAAUUUUGUUCCAUGAUACUGUUGUGUUGUGUUGUGUUUAGUAUAACAGCAUAAUAAGUUUGCACUCAAUGAAGUCAGUCAUUUAAAUUAAGCAGUUCAUUUUGCCUUCCUUGGAAAUGUGACUUGAAAUGAAAG